Molecule: messenger RNA, 5757 nt
Organism: Ostrinia nubilalis (European corn borer)
Lineage: Eukaryota; Metazoa; Arthropoda; Insecta; Lepidoptera; Crambidae
Gene: Duox
Product: dual oxidase
Exons: 29
Coding region: 276-4769 (1497 amino acids)
Biological process (GO): response to oxidative stress; defense response; superoxide anion generation
Cellular component (GO): NADPH oxidase complex; plasma membrane
Molecular function (GO): peroxidase activity; calcium ion binding; superoxide-generating NAD(P)H oxidase activity
Source: RefSeq, a predicted model, not a curated record
CGCGCUGAGUCGCACACGCAGCCGCGCGCGAGUCGACCGUCUUCGACGCAUGCGCGACCACACGAUCGCUUAUUAUCAUCACACUUCCGCGUUCGAAUUACCGCUUUCGCCCCGUAAACAGUUCUCGUGCGAACGUUUCGUGUUUUCAAACAAAUUUCGACAUCGCUGUUGCGAAACAGAUCAGCCGGUGGAUGGCUGCAGUUUUCAAGACGAACAAGCGGCGUUUGCAAACGCUGCCGUGAUGCCUAAUCAUAAUUAGAGGGCUAAAUACGGACAUGGGCGUUAGAAGCGGCGCGCGCCUCUGGCUUGCGCUCGCGCUGGUGGCGGUCGUUUGGCCGCUAGGCCUUGGGAAUUCAGAAAUAUACUACGAGAAACAGCGCUACGAUGGCUGGUACAACAACAGAGCAUACCCCGACUGGGGAUCAGUUGGUAGUCGACUCACGCGCAAGUCACCAGCAUCGUACGCGGAUGGAGUUUACAUGAUGGCGGGCGCAGAUCGGCCAGGUGCCAGAUCGCUCUCCAAACUCUUCAUGAGGGGGCAAGAUGGACUACCCUCGUUGGCGAAUAGAACGGCUCUACUUGCAUUUUUUGGUCAAGUGGUAACCGGCGAAAUCGUGAUGGCCUCAGAAUCGGGCUGCCCCAUCGAGCACCAUCGCAUCCCGGUGGACAAGUGCGACCACAUGUACGACCCGGAGUGCAAUGGAGCCAAGUACAUGCCCUUUCUGAGGGCCGCCUACGAUAGAAGCACGGGACAGAGCCCUAAUAGCCCUAGAGAGCAAAUAAACCAAAUGACAUCAUGGAUCGACGGAAGCUUCGUGUACAGCACAAGCGAGGCUUGGGUGAAUGCAAUGAGGUCAUUUCAGAAUGGCAGCCUAGCGAGCGAGGGCGGCAUGCCUCUGAAGAAUACAAAGCGAGUGCCUCUAUUCAAUAACCCGGUUCCGCACUACAUGCGGAUGCUCAGCCCAGAGAGGCUCUUUUUGCUGGGUGACCCCCGGACAAACCAGAACCCCGCGAUGGUAACCUUCGGCGUGCUACUCCUGAGGUGGCACAACGUGGUGGCCGGCAGGGUACACCGCCAGCAUCCAGACUGGAGCGACGAGCAGGUCUUCCAGAGGGCCAGGAGAAUUGUCAUCGCUAGUCUACAGAACAUCAUUCUUUACCACUACGUGCCUUCAUUCCUCGGCGUGCCAAUCCCGCCCUACGAAGGCUACAAGGCGGAGGUGGCGCCAGGCGUGACGCACGAGUUCGCAGUCGCUGCCUUCAGAUUUGGCCACACCCUCGUUCCGCCAGCCAUUCUGCUCAGAGACAGGAACUGCAGAUACGGCCGCGCCCCUGGAGGGCAUGACGCUAUCAGGCUGUGUCAGACAUGGUGGGAUGGAAAUGAUGUAGUAUCCCAAGUGCCAAUAGAAGAAAUAUUGAUGGGGAUGGCAUCUCAACUAUCAGAAAGAGAAGAUGCCCUACUAUGUUCUGAUGUGCGGGACAAUCUCUUUGGACCUAUGGAGUUUUCACGGAGAGAUCUAGGAGCUCUCAAUAUUAUGCGAGGCCGAGAUAAUGGCUUGCCGGACUAUAACACAGCCAGGGAAUAUUUCGGUCUUCCAAAAAUAAAAACAUUCAAUGAAAUAAAUCCACAAUUAUUUGAGAAUAAUCCUGAUCUUUUGCAAAAGCUCAUUCAAGUUUACGAAGGAAGGUUGGACAACAUAGACGUUUACAUUGGUGGCAUGCUUGAAUCCACUGGCCAUCCAGGAGAACUGUUCAGAGCUAUCAUAUUAGACCAGUUCACAAGGAUACGAGAUGCUGAUAGAUUUUGGUUUGAGAACGACAAGAAUGGGAUUUUCACACCCGAUGAAAUUGAAGAACUUCGGCGAAUUUCUCUCUGGGAUAUCAUAGUGAACAGUACGGCGGUAGGCCCAAAUGACAUCCAAAGGGACGUCUUCCACUGGAGCUCGGGGGAUAUUUGUCCGCAGCCGUACCAGUUGAAUGCGUCAAAACUGCCACCCUGCAAAUAUUUGAGGGGAUAUGAUUACUUUGAGGGCAACGAAUUCGCUUACAUCUACACGUGUUUGGCGCUCGCAUUCGUACCGAUCCUGUGCGCAGGCGCUGGUUACGGAGUCGUGAAGCUGCAGAACAGCCGCCGGCGCAAACUCAAGAUACAACAGGAGCACCUCAAGAAUGCACAAUAUAAAGGUUCAGUAGACAAAAUGGUAUGUCGUGAAUGGGUGCAUGCAUCACUAAAAAGACUAGUAAAACUACGACUAGGUCCUGAACCAGCUCUUCAUGUCACCGAUCGGAAGGGAGACAAAUUGAGGACCCUGCCUCUGGAUCACACUGAACAGCUCACUGUUCUUGAGAGUCAGGAAAGCCGAAACAACAAGCGGCCUUUAGUCCUGAUCCGCGCCCCACGAGAACAUGAUCUAGUCUUGGAGAUGGACUCGGUAGCUUCACGCCGCAAGUUCCUCGUCAAGCUCGAUACCUUCCUCGCUCAACACAAAAAGGGGCUUAAUCUCACCCAGGGUCACAGAGAACAAAUCUUGGCUACAGCAGAAACAAGGGAACGAAGGCAGCGAAGAUUAGAACACUUCUUUAGAGAAGCUUACGCCAUUACGUUUGGGCUGGCUCCGGGAGAAAAGAGGAGAAGGAAUGAAGAUGCAGAUCCAGAAUCAAUAGUAAUGAGAACAUCGCUGUCAAAGAAUGAGUUCGCAAGCGCACUUGGCAUGAAAGCAGACGCAGUAUUUGUGAAGAAAAUGUUCAACAUUGUCGACAAGGAUGGUGAUGGGAGGAUAUCGUUCCAGGAGUUCCUUGAUACCGUAGUCCUGUUCUCCCGCGGCGCAACCGAAGAAAAACUUCGCAUCAUCUUCGACAUGUGUGACAACGACCGCAACGGGGUCAUAGACAAGGGCGAGCUAAGCGAGAUGCUGCGAUCACUAGUGGAGAUCGCGAGAACCACCUCGCUGAGGGACGAGCAUGUCACUGAGCUGAUUGACGGCAUGUUCUCAGACGCAGGCCUACAACACAAAGACCAUCUGACGUACUCAGACUUCAAAGUGAUGAUGAAGGAGUACAAAGGAGAGUUCGUGGCCAUCGGCUUGGACUGCAAGGGAGCCAAGCAAAACUUCCUGGACACCUCCACUAAUGUAGCCAGGAUGACCAGCUUCCACAUUGAGCCUUCAAUGGACUCGUCACGACACUGGCUUCUUCUCAAGUGGGAUUACCUAACUACCUUCCUCGAAGAGAACAGACAGAACAUUUACUACCUGUUCGUCUUCUACGUGGUGACCAUCGGCUUGUUCGUGGAACGCUUCGCACAUUACUCGUUCAUGUCAGAACAUUUGGACUUGCGACACAUUAUGGGCGUAGGAAUAGCCAUCACGAGAGGAUCUGCAGCUUCCUUGUCCUUCUGCUACAGUUUGCUGUUGUUGACCAUGUCAAGGAAUCUGUUGACGAAGCUAAAGGAAUUCAGCAUCCAGCAGUACAUUCCCCUAGACUCCAGCAUCCAAUUCCACAAGAUAGUCGCGUGCACAGCUCUAUUCUUCUCACUACUCCACACCGCGGGCCACAUGGUCAACUUCUACCACGUAUCCACUCAGCCGGUUGAAAACCUACGCUGUCUCACAAAAGAAGUUCACUUCACGUCAGAUUUCAGGCCUGGUAUCACAUAUUGGGUGUUCCAGACAGUUACAGGUGUAAGCGGAGUGCUGCUGUUCAUAAUAAUGUGCAUAAUCUUCGUGUUCGCACAUCCGACUAUCCGCAAACGCGCAUACUCCUGGUUUUGGCGCGCGCAUUCCCUACACGUAGCGCUAUACGCGCUAUGCCUUGUGCACGGUUUGGCUAGACUUACUGGCGCACCACGAUUCUGGAUCUUCUUCUUGGGACCUGCCAUCAUUUAUACAUUAGAUAAGGUCGUAUCUCUGCGUACAAAAUACUUAGCUCUAGAUGUGCUUGAGACUGAAAUGCUGCCAUCAGACGUAAUAAAGAUAAAGUUUUACAGGCCACCUAACCUCAAAUACUUGUCCGGUCAAUGGGUCCGAUUAGCAUGUACUGCAUUCAAGAAAGAGGAGUUCCACUCGUUUACUCUGACGUCAGCUCCUCAUGAGAACUUCCUCUCAUGUCAUAUCAAAGCCCAAGGACCUUGGACGUGGAAGCUCAGGAACUACUUUGAUCCUUGCAACUAUAAUCCUGAAGAUCAGCCUAAGAUAAGGAUCCAAGGUCCAUUUGGCGGGGGCAACCAAGACUGGUACAAGUUCGAGGUGGCCGUGAUGGUGGGCGGCGGCAUCGGCGUCACGCCCUACGCUUCCAUCCUCAACGACCUCGUCUUCGGGACCUCUACCAAUAGAUACUCUGGAGUUGCGUGCAAGAAGGUGUACUUCCUAUGGAUCUGCCCCUCGCACAAGCACUUCGAGUGGUUCAUCGACGUGCUCCGCGACGUGGAGCGCAAGGACGUCACCAACGUGCUGGAGAUCCACAUCUUCAUCACGCAGUUCUUCCACAAGUUCGACCUGAGGACAACUAUGCUGUACAUCUGCGAGAACCACUUCCAGCGACUGUCGCGCACGUCGAUGUUCACGGGGCUGAAGGCCGUCAACCACUUCGGCCGGCCUGACAUGUCCUCGUUCCUCAAGUUCGUGCAGAAGAAGCAUAGCUACGUAUCCAAGAUCGGUGUGUUCUCGUGUGGGCCGCGGCCGCUCACCAAAUCCAUCAUGUCUGCGUGCGAACAAGUCAACCGCACGCGCAGGCUGCCGUAUUUCAUUCACCAUUUCGAGAACUUCGGCUAGACAACAUCACACAUACUUUUACUUACAGCACAAAUUGUAUAGGACAAUCGGAAUAAAAGAAUUACAGCAUUACUUCUGCCAGAUUGCGGAAACGUAUGCUGUAAAAUAACUUAUAAUAAGACCUUAACAAUCGCGCAAGUGCCGGGCGAUGGGGACAAUUUGCUAUUGUGUCGGAUAAUGCGCUUGUCAAUGUACGAGUAUACCAAUUCUUCAAACAUGGUUGUAGUAGGUCAGGCUGGGUGUAUUGGCUGGAUCAAGAUUGUGAACUAAUGGCGUAAUACUUACUCGUACAUGAAGAGGGCUAUCGUCUUAAUUUAAACUGUUAAUUAAAUGUGUUUCCGAUUGUCCUGCUAUUGCUAGCAUGUCAAUAAAUCACAAAAUAUAUUUAUAUUCAAAUAAGUUUUGUCUUUGAGGAGUCGAUACCGCUAUCACUGCCCUAUGGUUCUGCUAUGUGAUUAUUUUCUUGGAGAUAAUAAGUAUAAUUUUAUUGGCUAAAUCCAUUCCAAAACCUACACUAGUAAAUGUAAUUGUAAUAAUAAAUUAAAUAAAAAAUACAACAAUAUUUGAAUUUUUGUAUGUUUAUAAUUAUGUCAGGAUAUCAAUAUUAAAUGUACUAAAUAAAAAUUAGCAAAAUUUAAAUAAAUAUGUUUGUGCAGUAUGUAUAUUUUAAAACGUAGCAGUCUAACUUUAUUUAUUUUUAGUUUAAUGCUUCUUUAGUUUAGUUUAACAUCGCUUAUUAUAAUAGUCCAUUGCAAUGAUUUAGUACAAAUACAUCAACUAGGCAUUUGAAUGUACAAAAUAUAAAACUUAUCGAAAAAGUAUUUUUAGUAAAUCUAAUUAACAAAAUACUCAUUGCGAUCUAAAUUAAUGUUUAUAAACCAAUUGUAUUUAUAUAUAAUUUACGUUAAAUGAAAUUUGUAUUUGUAAAUAAUGUAAAAUACAAACAAUUGGCUAGUACAUUUAUAGUAAAAUGUUUAUUAUUAAAAUG